AUGGAGGAAGUUUUUGCUAAGCUUAAUAAACAGAAUAAAUCUGUUGUAAUAUGUGGAGAUUUUAAUAUCAAUCUCCUAGAAGCUUCCUCCAUCAAUAUUAAAUUUAGAUCAUUGUUUAAAUCAUAUGGUCUUUUUAAUUUAUUUAUAGAGCCAACGCGUAUUUCUCAAUCUAGUGCAACAUGUAUAGAUAACAUUUUUACAAAUGUGAAGCCGUUGCAUAAAUGUAUAAUUCAAAAAUUAAGUUCUGAUCACUGUGGACAAGUAGUUUCGUUACCUUAUGUUCACAAAAAGCAAGUAGAUGAGAAAGUUGUGUCUGUUCCAGUAAAUGCACGUCGCUUGGAGAAAUUUAGAAGUAACAUAGUGAAAAAACUUCCAUCACUUUCAUACCAAAAUGAUCCUAAUAUUUUGUAUGGAACAUUAUUUAAGCUUAUUUGCAAUGAAUUUAAUAAUACUUUUACUUCUAAAACAUUCUCCUUGAACAGUCGGAAGUCAUUCAAUGAAUGGGCGACAGUAGGAGUCCAUAAGAGCAGGCAUAGGUUAUAUGAUCUUUACCAUGAAAGGUCAUAUAAUCAUAGCGUCGAAUUUAGGGAAUAUGUAAAAAAAUAUUCAAAAAUAUUUAAAAGAGUGUGCUCCAUAGCCAAGUCUUUGCAUUUGAGCAACAAAAUUAAGACGGCUUCCAAUAAAAUUAAAAUGACAUGGAGUAUAAUUAAUAGCGAAACUGGUAAGAUCAACUCUCGCAAUUCAAAUUACCAGUUAAGUGUUAACAACAAAUUAACUGUAUCAGAUCAGGACGUAGCAAUGGUUUUUGAGAAAUAUUUUACUGAUAUUCCGAUCUUGACCACUAAGUCACUAAAUUCUUCUCCUGCCGUCGCCGAAUCAUUACUUAAACAUAAUGUAAAUGUGUGUACAAAGAAUUUUACAUUUCAUAAAGUGACAUCAAAAGAUAUUGUAAAAUAUUUUAAAACUAUUGAUGUUAAGAAAACUGCGGAUCUGUGGGGGAUUUCCGUUAAAGUUAUUGCGUCUAUAAUAGAUACAAUCGCGCCUCAUUUAGCUAUUAUUUUUAAUACUAGUAUCGAAUCUGGUGUGUUUCCUGAUUUAAUGAAGCAUAGUAAAGUAAUACCUUUAUUUAAAUCUGGUAGUACAUUAGACCCCGCCAAUUUUAGACCUAUUUCUGUACUACCAACACUUAGUAAGAUUUUUGAAAAAAUUGUUCUUGAUCAAAUGUUAAAUUUUUUUAAUAUAAAUAAUUUACUUCAUAAAAAUCAAUUUGGUUUCACAAGGGGUCGCUCGACAACUGAUGCCGGUGUUGAGCUUAUUAAAUAUAUCUUUAAUGCAUGGGAGAAUUCACAGGAUGCUUUGGGUAUAUUUUGUGACCUAUCCAAGGCCUUCGAUUGUGUUCACCAUGAAACAUUAAUCAGGAAACUUCAACACUACGGUGUAAGAAGUGAUGCCCUUAAAUUAAUUAUUUCAUAUUUAAGUAAGAGAACGCAAAAAGUUGUCAUUAACAAUAUGAGCUCUUCCGGAUCGAUGGUACAAAUGGGCGUGCCUCAAGGCUCAAUUCUCGGCCCCUUUCUGUUUCUUGUAUACAUUAAUGACUUACCUUACAUAGUAGGGGAUAACCAUGAUAUAGUAUUAUUUGCAGAUGACACUUCUUUAAUUUUCAAAUUAAGUCGACAGUUACUAAAAUAUGACGAAGUAAAUAAUGCUAUAUCUAAAUUAGUAAAUUGGUUCGAUGUUAAUAAUUUGCAUUUAAAUGGCACUAAAACAAAAUGUAUGAAAUUCGUGACUCCAAAUGUCAAACAAUUAAAUACUAAUUUAAUUUUAAAUGGGGAGAAACUGAGUCUUGUAGAUACCACCAUUUUUCUUGGAAUCACACUAGACGCGAAGCUUCAAUGGAGCCCCCAUAUAUCAAAACUAGCAAGCAGACUUAGUUCUGCAGCAUAUGCUGUAAAAAAGAUUAGAAGUCUAACCAGUGUUGAAACAGCUAGACUAGUUUACUUCAGCUACUUCCAUAGCAUAAUGUCGUAUGGUAUUUUGCUAUGGGGACACGCAGCUGACACUGAAAUUAUAUUUGUUUUGCAGAAGAGGGCCAUAAGAGCAAUUUAUGAUUUAAAGCCUAAAGAGUCGCUGCGACAAAAAUUUAAGGAAAUUAAUAUAUUAACUUUGGCCUCUCAAUACAUUUAUGAAAAUUUAAUGUACGUACACAAAAAUAAAAGUAUUUUUAUAAAAAUAAGUGAUAUUCAUUCUGUAAAUACUAGGAACAGACACAAGCUAGUAGUACCAGUUACUCGACUCCAUCGAGUCAGUAAUUCAUUCUUGGGGCGAUGUAUACGCUUUUACAACAAAAUUCCAGAAAAUAUACAAAGUUUGGCCUGUUCAAAGUUCAAAAACUUUAUUAAACUAAGUUUGUAUAAAAAGGGUUAUUAUAAUAUUAAGGAAUUUAUGGAUGAUAAUAACCCCUGGAAAUGA
Molecule: messenger RNA, 2469 nt
Organism: Parnassius mnemosyne (clouded apollo)
Lineage: Eukaryota; Metazoa; Arthropoda; Insecta; Lepidoptera; Papilionidae
Source: the annotation of a GenBank genome assembly